Triticum aestivum (bread wheat) is the source of this 1696-nucleotide messenger RNA. RefSeq lists its product as uncharacterized. The transcript has 5 exons. Bases 1 to 1629 code for a protein of 542 amino acids. NCBI's taxonomy places the organism in Eukaryota, Viridiplantae, Streptophyta, Magnoliopsida, Poales, Poaceae. Gene Ontology annotation, molecular function: protein binding. The record is from RefSeq and is a predicted model, not a curated record.
AUGUCCAACUCCCCUUCUCGUCGGCACCUCCCACCUGCAGGGCCUUCUUGGUCUGCGUCGACGGCAACCCGUGAAGACGACUGCACCACACUCUCUGCAACUGCAAAUAGUUUACCGGAGACUUUGUUGGCUGAAACACAUAGUGCAUCUCGCCAACAACAAGGUGCCCGAAAUAUGAGACCAGGACCUGUUUUUGAGCAACUACCAGAGGAAAUUCUACAUUAUAUACACUCCCUCUUGACAGUGCAAGACGCAGCUCGUGCUGCAUGCGUGUCUCGUGGACUUCUACAUGCCUGGAGAUGCUAUUCCCACCUUAAACUCAACGAACAUACGCUUGGAUUGGCUGAUAAGACAGUUGAAGAACAAAAAACCUAUAUCAUAAAAAAAGUUGACCAAAUUCUUGAAAACCAUCACAACAAUAGGGUUAAGGUGGAGACACUUAAACUUAGACUUGUACAUGGCUCUUAUGGCCACAUCAAAGCCUCCAGCCUCAACAGGUGGCUCCAAAUCACCGUCAAGUCUGGGAUAAAAAAACUUGACUUGUCAAUACCUUUACAAAUCAAGAAAGAAUACAACUUCCCGUGUGCCGUCUUGUCUGAUGAGGCAGCUGCAAGUUCAAUCAAGUCUCUCCACCUCCACGGCUGUGCUUUUACUCCCACGUCGUCACUUGGUAUCUUGAGAAGAUUGACAUGUUUACAUUUGUUUUCUGUCCGGGUUACAGAGGAAGGGUUACGGUUCUUGCUCUCAAAAUCUCCUGUCCUAGAGAAGUUGGACAUGUACUUUUGUAGGGGGAUAGUAUGCUUGCGAAUAGCUUUCACGUUGCAGCAACUCAAAUACCUUAGUUUGAUACAUUGCACAGGGCUACAGUCAGUACAGAUCGAUGCCCCAAAACUUUGCUCCUUUCGCUCUGAUGAGAUUGGGAUCCUGAAAGAAAUUUGUUUGAGAAAUUCUUCUCAACUUAAGAAUGUAGAUUUGUCGAGCAUUUUUUUCUCUGAUGCUCGUGCCAGACUUCCAUCCAUCAUACCUAAUGUUGAGAGUCUUAUCCUGCAAUCACGACAGAUUGUCAACAUCUCAUUUCCAAUGCAGCCCUCCAAGUUCCCCUACCUCAAGAACCUGGAAAUCGAACUCCAUCCAGCAACAAUGCCCUUCCCUCCAAGCCAUGACAUAUUUUCUUUGGUUUCUUUUCUUGAUGCUUCUCCGGUCCUGGAUUCUUUCAUCCUACCGGUAGAGCAGGAUGCAACUACACCCGAUCUCAUUUCUGGAGAGGAUGAUGUGUAUACUAAACGAAAGCUAGAGUACCGACACGACCAUCUCAGGAAGGUGCUGAUCACAUGGUUCUGUCCAUCCCGGAGCCUGGUCGAGCUCACGAUCCACAUCCUUGAGAGUACAGCUUCCCUCGAGCGUCUGACGUUGGACUUGACCUACGGCUAUGAUAGGAGGUGGGGUACUGUUGGCAGAUGCCCCGCCUCAACAAAGAAUGGCCUAUGUUUGUCAAUGAGCAAGAAAGAUCUUGCGGGAGCUCGUAGAGGAGUGGAGAUUGCGGGUCAGUACAUCGUGGGGAGAGUUCCCACCAAUGUUCAGUUCGAGGUCCUAGGGCCUUGUACCCAAUGUCAUAGUGUCGAGCGGUAGGUAUAUACGGUUACCAAUGUGGCUGGUUCGGAUUAUAGAAAAUUUCAUGUGUUUCUUGUCGGUAUCA